AUGGCAACGAGUGUGUGUUCUCAGACCGUUCCACCAAGGCAGCUGUCCAGCCAGGAUGCUGACGCACUUCGCUCGCGAAACAGUAAGAAGAUUGCAUUCGUGGACCAGGCCAUCAGCCGGGGGGAAGCGCUGGGCAGCCUCGGCAAACUGGAUGCUGCAGUGUGGGAGGAAGCCUUGAACAAGCACCGGCUCCAAGCAGCUCGGGUUGGCAUUGCCAUCCGCCCGCAGACUUUCAGCAAGCCUGACAGAGGGGCUGAGGAGGUGGCCGAAGAGCAAUCUUCGACUGCAAGCCCUGACCAGAAAGCAGAUCUGACGCCCUUGAAAAGAAUGUAUGUCCGAACCGAGAAGGGUGUGCGGGGUGUCUUCGAAAUUUGCUUGGUGCCGGAGGAGAACUCCAUAGAGGGUUACCGGUGCAUCUGGCGAUGCUCGGAUGUUUGGGAGCUUCAACGCAAAGGCGUGAGCUUCAAGCGGACGAUGUGGCAAAAUCGUGGGGCCUAG
Symbiodinium necroappetens is the source of this 498-nucleotide messenger RNA. NCBI's taxonomy places the organism in Eukaryota, Dinophyceae, Suessiales, Symbiodiniaceae. The record is from the annotation of a GenBank genome assembly.